Messenger RNA from Chara braunii, 1600 nucleotides. Lineage: Eukaryota; Viridiplantae; Streptophyta; Charophyceae; Charales; Characeae. The record is from the annotation of a GenBank genome assembly.
UAUUAUGAGAGAUGUUCAAGGAGGCUGGCUACUUCAAUAUAUGCGCGCCAAUGGAGCAAGUAUGUGGGCGACCGUUAGGUUACCUGGAGUUAAUUACGGAAGGCUCUAACAAGAAGAAGUGCAAAGCUGGUAGUCCGAUCGAGUCCUUCGGAUGCAUGUGUGCGACCGCGUUUUAUAAUUAUUAUAAGCAAAAUCCGGAGGAGGGUAUGUGCUUAGUUUAUGUCUUUGCAGAGGGCGAGCCAGUGAAAAUGUCUCCAGAGAUAAAGGGAGUGGUCACUAAGUACCCUGAUCUAUUUGAAGAGCCGAAAGGGGUUGUUGAGAGGGAGGUCGUCCACACGAUAGAGAUUAUCCCAGGGUCUAGUAUUCUGAAGGGUAGGAUCUAUCAAAUGUCUCCAGCUGCGCUUGAUGAGCUUCGCCAACAACUCAAGGAACUCAUAGAGAAGGGUUGGAUCCGGCCGAGUGUCUCCCCUUACGGAUCUCCUGUCUUAUUCGUGCCAAAGAAGGGGGGGACCUCGAGGAUGUGCAUUGACUAUAGGGGCCUCAAUGCCAUCACUGUGAAAAAAGCAGAGCCCCUAUCGCGCAUCGAUGACUUGUUGGACCGAGUGCAAGGGUGUCGGUACUUCAGUAAGAUAGAUCUGAAGUUCGGGUACCAUCAGAUUGCAAUACGGCUCGAGGAUCAACACAAAACCGCUUUUCAGACCAGGUACGGUCUGUAUGAGUUUGUGGUGAUGCCUUUCGUCCUUUGCAAUGCUCCUGGCACCUUUCAGCAUGCCAUGAACCGGAUCUUUCAUGACUACUUGGACAAGUUUGUCAUCGUGUACCUCGAUGACAUACUUAUCUUUAGUAGGACAGUCAAGGAGCAUGUUGGCCAUUUAGUCCUUAGCCUCCUUCGGCAACACCAGUUCAAGAUCAAUCGGGAGAAGUGUGAGUUUGGACACACCCGGAUUUUGUAUCUGGGUCAUGGGAUUUCCGCAGAGGAAUUGAAGCCCGAUGACGAGAAGGUGGCCAACAUUCGUGAUUGACCGCAUCCUCAAUCUGUGACUGAGAUGAGGUCCUUCUUAGGGAUGACCGACUACUACCGCAAUUUUGUGAAGAACUAUAGCAUAGUGGCCACACCUUUGACGGACCUGACACGCCUUGACACCCCUUGGGAGUGGAUAGACAGGUGUGAGGCUGCUUUCAGACAUCUGAAGCACUCCUUGACACACCAUGAGGUCUUGAAACUUCCUGAUCCUGACAAGCCAUUCAUAGUAACCACGGAUGCCAGCCAAUAUGGCAUUGGUGCCAUGCUUGCGCAGCAGGAGGGGCCAAAGUUGAGGCCAGUCGAGUACAUGUCCAAAAAGAUGCCCUCUCAUGCAUCUAUAAAGCGCUAACCCACUGGAGGCACUACCUCCUUGGGAGGUUCUUCUACGUCAGGACUGAUCAUCAGACCCUGAAGUGGAUGAGAACCCAGCCAGCGCUCUCUGAUGCGCUGAAACGCUGCACCUGGCACAUUAGAAUUCGCCUAACGAUAUGAGCAAUUAAUGCAGCAAGCGGUGGAACAGAUGCACAAAGCACAGGCGGUAAUGAUAGAAUCUGAGAACAAACACCGCCGUUUAUC